Molecule: messenger RNA, 733 nt
Organism: Zingiber officinale
Lineage: Eukaryota; Viridiplantae; Streptophyta; Magnoliopsida; Zingiberales; Zingiberaceae
Product: F-box protein GID2-like
Exons: 1
Coding region: 89-622 (177 amino acids)
Biological process (GO): gibberellic acid mediated signaling pathway; regulation of gibberellic acid mediated signaling pathway
Cellular component (GO): SCF ubiquitin ligase complex
Molecular function (GO): protein binding
Source: RefSeq, a predicted model, not a curated record
GCGAACAGAGCCAAUAAUAUCGUAUCCUUAUCAAAAGAAUAGUACGAUCGGAGGAGAGAAGGCAGAGGAAUCGACCGAGGGAAGGACGAUGAAGAGAUCCGCGACCGACGGAUCAGCGGACGACGGGAAGCAAAAGCGGCUCAGAUCAGCUGGAGGAGAGGCGGAUCGGGAUCGGGAUCGGGCCGUUCCGGUGCCGGAGCUUGGCGAGGACCUGGUGCUCGAGGUGCUCAAGCGGGCGGACGCGCAUACGGUGGGGAGGGCGGCGUGCGUGUGCCGGAUCUGGAGGCGUCUCGCGGAGGACGAUCGGCUCUGGGAGGCGGUGUGCACCCGCGACUGGGUCAGUCUCCCCUACAGCGAGAUGCAGCUCCGCUCCGUAGUGCUCGGCCUCGGCGGCUUCCGCCGCCUCCACUCUCUCUUCAUCCUCCCUCUCCUAGGGCAUCGCCCAGCGGCCGCUUCCCCUUCUCUCGCCCCACCUUCAGCGUCGCCCAUAUCCCGCCGGCCUAAUUCGCGAACGGGCAAGGAUGAGGUUCAGCUCUCGCUGGCUCUCCUCUCCCUCAACUUUUUCGGAAAGCUAAAUUCUAAAAGCAACCGAGGCGGCGGCGGCGGCGGCCGAGGUAGCUGAAUUCGCUCCAAUCCCCUUCUAAAAAUCUGUUUUUUAUGGCUUUUUAAUGUUACGACUGGAUCUUUAAUUUAUCAAGUUCUUCUAAUUGUUGCGUUUAAUCGUUCCUACUCA